UUCUUUCUUGUUUGCUGUCCCUAUGGAGCAGCUAUACCCUGACUUCGACCAUGCCUAGAAAAAUGGGGAAUGGGCAAUUGCCCUUACCCGACGGCUGGGAGGAGGCGAGGGAUUACGAUGGGAAAGUCUUCUACAUCGACCACAACACCAAACAGACCAGCUGGAUCGACCCUAGAGACAGGUUAACAAAGCCAUUAUCCUUUGCAGACUGUGUCGGAGAUGAGCUACCAUGGGGAUGGGAAGCUGCAUACGAUCGUCAGAUUGGUGUCUACUAUAUUGACCACAUAAACCAAACUACACAGAUAGAAGAUCCAAGAAAACAGUGGCGACAAGAACAAGAAAAAAUGUUAAAAGAUUAUCUUACUGUAGCUCAAGAUGCACUUAGCACUAAGAAAGAACUUUUCCAUGUGAAAGAGCAGAGGCUGGCUCUUGCCUUGGGUGAAUAUGUACGGCUGAAUGAUGUUUACAAGGAAAAAUCAAGCUCUUAUACAAGUCUUUUCUCAAGCUCCUCUUCCAGCACAAAGUAUGAUCCUGAUAUUCUGAAAGCAGAAAUCUCCACUACAAGAUUAAGGGUUAAAAAACUGAAGAGGGAACUCUUGCAGAUGAAGCAAGAAUUAUUAUAUAAGGAGCAAGGCUAUGAAACAUUGCAACAAAUUGACCAAAAAAUGUCUGGAGGCCAGAAUGGAUAUGAGUUAAGUGAAGCCAAAGCUAUUAUGAAUGAAUUGAAGUCAAUCCAAAAAGCUAUAAGCUCUGGUGAAAAAGAAAAGCAAGAUUUAAUGAAGAGCCUUGUAAAGUUGAGAGAAAGAUUCCUUCUUGGUCAAAACGUUGCCCAAUCAGAAUCAGACUUGAGGUGCAGCCUGGCACACUCCCAACAGUCUCUCUCCAAGCAAACUUUGGAUGCAGGGUCUCAGACAGACAUUUCUGGUGAUGUCAGUGUCAAGAACAUGGCCAAUUUAGCUGAAAAGGUCAGAUUGAGUCUUCAGUAUGAAGAAGCCAAAAGAAGAAUGGCAAACUUAAAAAUAGAACUUUCUAAGUUAAAAAGUGAAGCUUGGCCUGGGGCACUGGAAAUUGAGAAGGAAAAAUUGAUGCUGAUAAAUGAAAAGGAAGAACUUCUGAAAGAGCUUCAAUUUGUCACCUCAUGUAAACGCACGCAAGAUGAAUUGAAGCAUUUAGAAGCAGAAAGGAAGAGACUGGAAGAGGAGCUAUCAAUGAAAAGCACACCUAGUGAUGAACUUACAGAGAGGUUGAAAUUAGAAGAUAGAAAAAAUAAAUUGGUUAAAAAACUUGAAGAAACUAGUCAAUUAACCACCCAUUUACAUUCCCAGCUUAAAAGCCUCUCUGCCAGUACAUUAUCUGUGUCUUCAGGGAGCAGCUUGGGAUCUUUAGCAUCUAGUCGAGGGUCCUUGAAUACAUCUAGUAGGGGGUCGCUGAAUUCUCUUAACUCUACAGACCUCUACUACAACCAAGGUGAUCAACCUGUAGAUUUAGACUAUCAAUAUAAAUUGGACUUCGUAUUACAAGAGAAAUGUGGUUAUAUUCCUUCUGGCCCUAUUACCACCAUUCAUGAAAAUGAAGUGGUCAGCUCCCAUGAGAAAAUGGGAUAUAGUGACUCUUCCAGUUCUUUGACAGCAAGUCAUGCACCCAAAAUAACUGAGCCUCCUAAAUCUGUCACAUCAUUCUCUUCAAGAUCUUCCCUUUCAUCAUUAUCUCCUCCUGAAUCACCUUUGGUUUUAGAAGGUGGCUUUUCAGUCCCUCCUCAAGAUUCUCCAUUACAUCAUUUCACCACGGACUUUGAGGACUGCAAUUUACCCAGUGACUUUACAGGCAUUACUACCUGUGAGAAUCAAAUUUUGCUGGAUUCUGAAACUAGAAUAUCUUCUCAAUCAGUUAAUGAUAAAUAUCGCAAUGAAAGUAUUUCACAGAGCAUAUCACAUUCAAGAAAUACAGGUGUUGACUUUUCAAGAAGAACAAGAACGCAUUUGCUUGAUGAGAAGACAGGCUGUGUAUCUGCUGCUGUAUCUGAUGAGUCUGUGGCUGGAGACAGUGGUGUAUAUGAAGCUUCUGUACAACAACCCAAUAACAAUGAAGAAGUCGCAUAUACUGAAAAUGAUACCACGAUGCUGGAAACUGCCCAAGUACAAAUAGGGCUCCGAUAUGAUACAAAGAGCUCAAGUUUUGUGAUCGUUAUAAUGCAGUUACAAAAUCUUCAAGCUCUUUCAAUAUACCCUGGUAAUAAAAUAUAUUUUAGACUUGCACUUCUUCCACCUUCAACUGACAUCAGCUGUCUAUUCCGUACAAAGUUCCAUCCUGCUACUGAACCUCUUUUAUUUAGUGAAAUGUUCAGAACAGUUAUUUCCCAGGCAGCCUUGCAGAAAAAAACUUUGAGGGUAGAUAUCUGCUCUGUCAGUAAAAGUCACCAAGAAGAAUGUCUAGGUGGAAUCCAGAUAAGUCUGGGAGAUGUGUCCUUUUCAAAUGAGAUAUCUACUCUGUGGUAUAAUUUACUAUCUUCUAAGCAGACUGUUGGAAAAAGGAAUACAAAGCCAAAGAAGUAUUCUGUCUUUGUGGCAGCCAAUCCAACACCUGUUUCCUUGGAUGCGGUCUCAGCAUUGUUGGAAAGGACAUCAGCUGAGCUGCAAGCUGUAGAACAAAAAUUGGCAGAGAAGGAAGAGGAAGGGGAGGAGGAGGAGGAAGAUGAGGAAGCACAGGAUACACAGGAAACACAAAGUUCGGAGGAAGACUGGAUAGGAAUACUGGCAGAAGUAUCGAGAGAAAUGAAUGAAGAGAACAAAAUUAAAGAGACAGAAGAAGACAAAUGCACAGAUAGCAAGAGAAUGAGCUUUAAUUUGGAACAGGCAGGUAGUACUGAUCAUGAGAAAGACACCAACCUUACAGAAGUAGAUCUCAACGAAGAAAUAAUGUCCCCAAUACUGGUUGAUAGAGAAACAAAUACAGAAGAUAGGAUUGAGUGUGUAGCUAUACGACCCAAGGACAAAGCCAGCCUCAAGACUCAACAGCAUCCCUUUGUCAGAAACAGCAUGAUAGUACGUUCGCAGACAUUCUCUCCAGGCGAGCGGAACCAGUACAUCUGUAGGUUGAAUAGAAGCGAUAGCGAUAGCUCAACAUUGGCCAAAAGAACUCUCUUUGUGAGAAAUUCCACAGAACGGCGGAGCUUGAGAGUCAAAAGGCCUACUUGCCAGUCCAACUUACAGAGAGCAAUGCGACAGCGCCUGGUCCGUACUUCUCUUGACUUAGAGUUAGAUCUUCAGGCAUCCCGGACCCGACAGAGUCGCCUGAAUGAUGAACUACGGACACUUCGUGCUCUUAGGCAGAAGUUAGAAGAGAUGAAAGCAUCAGAGCAGACGGACCUCCCUCCAUGUAUUUUGGAGGAUGAAAGAUUCCAAAAGCUUUUGAAGCAAGCUGAAAAAGAGGCUGAACAGUCAAAGGACAAAAAGAAACAGGGAUUAAAUGCAGAAAAAAUGAUGAGGAAAGCUUCAAAAGACGUUUGUCGACUACGAGAGCAAAGCCAGAAAGUGCCACUACAGGUGCAGUCUUUCAGGGAGAAGAUGGCAUACUUCACAAGAGCGAAAAUAAGCAUACCAGCUCUACCAGCUGAUGAUGUCUAGCAAUAUUUUGCAUCACAAGGUGUUUUUCAUUUUUUUAAGUGAAUGCUUUUAUAUUAUUGUUCUACAAUCUUUUAAAGACAUCUUUUUGAAUUCAAUGUAGAUAUUGUUUAUAAAAUAUAAUACACCACGCUCUAAUGUAACAUUUCAGACGUGCAAACUGUUCCCUCUGUCUUUUCUCUAGAAAUGUAAAGCAAAAUGUGUUUGAUACACCAAUGAGGCUAAUUUUGUACAGUUUGUAUAUGUAAGAACAAAGGAAAUCUUAUUAUGUAUAUCCUAUUGAACUGCACUGCUGCUCUAUAUCAUGCAAUAUGUUCAAUAUGUUUCAUUUUCCCUGCUUAUU
Messenger RNA from Protobothrops mucrosquamatus (brown spotted pit viper), 3963 nucleotides. RefSeq names its product WW and C2 domain containing 2 (gene WWC2). NCBI's taxonomy places the organism in Eukaryota, Metazoa, Chordata, Lepidosauria, Squamata, Viperidae. Gene Ontology annotation, biological process: negative regulation of organ growth; regulation of hippo signaling; cell migration. Gene Ontology annotation, molecular function: kinase binding; molecular adaptor activity. The record is from RefSeq and is a predicted model, not a curated record. The transcript is spliced from 23 exons. The coding region runs from base 51 to 3623 and encodes 1190 amino acids. Gene Ontology annotation, cellular component: cytoplasm.